This is a messenger RNA of Penicillium expansum, 1362 nucleotides long. RefSeq lists its product as uncharacterized. Bases 1 to 1362 code for a protein of 453 amino acids. The record is from RefSeq and is a predicted model, not a curated record. Lineage: Eukaryota; Fungi; Ascomycota; Eurotiomycetes; Eurotiales; Aspergillaceae. The transcript has a single exon.
AUGCCAUCAUCAUCGUUGUAUCUUUCAAGCCUCCUAUCAAUAAUUGGGGUAGCACAAGCUGAAAAGUUUCCACAGUCACUAACAGACUUGCACGCUCAACUGAAGAGCGAUGAUGGAGUUACCUUUGAUCCGCUUGGUGUCGCGGCCGUUCUCUACAACCCUCGUGUCGACAAAAGUGCAGCAAGACUUUACACUCAGUUUGAUCGAGGUUUAUUUAUAUGGCCACAUCUGACAAUGAUUGGAGGGACUCUGCCACCCAUGCAAAUGCUCGUUGAACGUCUUAAUGCCACGAUGAAAUGGAUCCAUCCAUCUAUCAAAUUAUGCGCUCAAGAUACAACUAUGCUUCCCGUACGAUCGGACGUAUCGGGGAAUGUAUUUCGCCAACUGCCACUCAACUUGAGCAAUGCAUGGCUGACCGAUAUAAUAUCCUUUCAAACAUCCAAGCAGCCAGGAAAUGAUUUUGUUGUCGUUUGUGUCGAUGCCAUGUACCUGUCAACCGAAGAACGCCAGAAAAAUGUGCGUCAGCAAUCAGGAAACUUAAAAUGGCUUCUUGGAAAGUGGACAUUGGACUCGAUUUGUCUGGUCAAUGGAGCCAUGCUGAUGACCGGUAUGGUAUGCGGGAUUUUGACAGCCGACAUUUGGGCCUUCACCUUGUUUUUGCUAUACAGCAGUCAUUGGUUCGCCUCGGUGCUCAUUUCCUUCACUUCAAUGGUCAAGAUUCACAAACCAGAUCAUAUCAAAAACGACUUGCGGGAUAGAUAUGCGGUGUAUGAACGCGACGAGGGGGGAACUGUUAUAUUCAAAGGACCACAAAAGGAGCUCGAGGAAUGGGCCCGUUCCACUUGGGAAUAUGACCGGACUUGGGUAAAGGAUUGUUUGCACUGGUUUUGGACCUUGUCAGGAACAUUCUCUGGCAUAUCUUCGGUUGCAUGUAUGGUAAACAUGAAGGGCGCUCUGCAAUUGGCAUUCCUGGGGGUUCUGGUAUAUUCGUCCCUGGCUGAGAUUGGUGCCACCAGGAUUGCGCGUCAUCUGCAAACCAAGGCCCAUGGUCAUAUUUCUGUGGACCGAGUCUUGAACAACCAAACUCGAAGCCUAGCAAUUAUCCGUGCCACCCUGCAAAUUACCCCGGAAUGCCGUCUUAGGGGUUUGAAUUGGGUCAAGAUGGGGCUUCUUCCUCCGAUGCAGGUUUUUGAAAAGAUGCAGGAACUGUUGAGAGAUAUUUCGGACAUCGAACCAAGCAUAGACCAUUCUCGAGGCGUGGUGAAAGAAAAAUGUGAUAAUUUUCUUGAUGACGUGGAUCCCUCGGAGCAGAUGUUGGCUAAAAGAAUAGUCAAGGAAGUGACGGAGACACUGGGGUUUUAA